Cyprinus carpio (common carp) is the source of this 9673-nucleotide messenger RNA. Its product is annotated as zonadhesin-like. NCBI's taxonomy places the organism in Eukaryota, Metazoa, Chordata, Actinopteri, Cypriniformes, Cyprinidae. The record is from RefSeq and is a predicted model, not a curated record. Bases 30 to 9416 code for a protein of 3128 amino acids. The transcript is spliced from 51 exons. Gene Ontology annotation, cellular component: extracellular matrix; membrane. Gene Ontology annotation, molecular function: protein binding.
UGAACCUAACACCAUCCAUUAACCCAGACAUGGGACAUCUCGAGUUAAUACUAGUACUAACAUGGAUAACAGGUUGCUUUACCAUAGACAACAAUGCAAAUAGAUUUGACGUGACAGAGAGAGAUGCGGCGUUGGCCUCUUGUGAUUUCAACCAAAAUGAAGAACCGUUCUGCAACUUCCAACAAGACACUGCAGAUAAUGGUGACUGGACGCGUCACACUGGACCCACCCCCACCCCAGGCACUGGGCCUGAUGGAGACUAUCCGGAUGGAACUGGCUAUUAUAUAUAUCACGAGGCUGACAACUCCGUAAAUGGACAGAAAAUACGUUUACUCAGCCCAGUUAUUAGUAGUGGACCUUCUGAGAUCUGUGUACAGUUCUACUACUACAUGUAUGGCUCUGAGAGUAGUAACACCCUGACUGUGUUGGCCAAACGUCCUGGCUCUGAGGAACAACUGUGGCAAAAAACUGGGAUACAGAGCCCGUCAUGGCUUGGAGCCUCUGUCACUGUGCCCAUACCAGCUGGACAGACUGUUCAGAUUGUGUUUCAAGCAAUGCGUGGGCUCUCCUCAUCAUGUGACACUGCCCUGGAUAACAUUGUCAUCACUGAGGGAGCAUGUGCUGGCUGUAUAGCUGGGUGUGAUUUUGAUGAUAAGGAUGAAUGUGGCUGGAGGAAUGUGGUACCUAAUGAUGAAAUUACUGGUUGGGAGUUUUGGACUGGACAGACAGAUACACCAGGCACUGGCCCUGAUGAUGACUUCUCCAAACCAGGAUUGGGGUCAUACCUGUUAAUGGACUCCAGCUAUAGUAUUGAAGGAAAAUCCGCUCAGCUCUGGAGUCCCUCUACCUCAGCCUCUGGUUGCCUACAGCUGGACUUCCAUUACUACAUGUAUGGCAGCGCCACCAACAUGGAGCUAAAUGUCCAUGCAAUCACCACCGGUGGAGGACUUGGAGCCCCUAUUUUCAGCCUCAAAGGAAAUCAAGGUCAGGCCUGGAAGCCUACAACCAUUCACUACAUUGGUUCAGCCGAUUCAGUGGAGUUUGUAAUUGUAGGUGUUUAUGGUGAAACAGACAAGACAGAUAUUGCAAUUGAUAGUGUCUGCAUUACCACUUGUACAGCAACUCCAUCAACACCUAAGCCAUCCCCACCCCAACCCACUACACCUAAACCAUCAACACCACAACCCACUUCACCUAAACCAACGACACCAGGUCCAUCAUCCCCUAAUCCAUCUACACCCCAACCUACUUCACCUAAACCAACGACGCCAGGUCCAUCAUCCCCUAAUCCGUCUACACCUCAACCUACUUCACCUAAACCAACGACGCCAGGUCCAUCAUCCCCUAAUCCGUCUACACCCCAACCUACUUCACCUAAACCAACGACACCAGGACCAUCAUCACCUAAUCCGUCUACACCCCAACCUACUUCACCUAAACCAACGACACCAGGUCCAUCAUCACCUAAUCCGUCUACACCCCAACCUACUUCACCUAAACCAACGUCACCAGGUCCAUCAUCACCUAAUCCGUCUACACCCCAACCUACUUCACCUAAACCAACGUCACCAGGUCCAUCAUCACCUAAUCCGUCUACACCCCAACCUACUUCACCUAAACCAACGACACCAGGUCCAUCAUCACCUAAUCCAUCUACACCCCAACCUACUUCACCUAAACCAACGACACCAGGUCCUUCAUCACCUAAUCCAUCUACACCCCAACCUACUUCACCUAAACCAACGACACCAGGUCCAUCAUCACCUAAUCCAUCUACACCCCAACCUACUUCACCUAAACCAACGACACCAGGUCCAUCAUCACCUAAUCCAUCUACACCCCAACCUACUUCACCUAAACCAACGACACCAGGUCCUUCAUCACCUAAUCCAUCUACACCCCAACCUACUUCACCUAAACCAACGACACCAGGUCCUUCAUCACCUAAUCCAUCUACACUCCAACCUACUUCACCUAAACCAACGACACCAGGUCCAUCAUCCCCUAAUCCAUCUACAGCCCAACCUACUUCACCUAAACCAACGACACCAGGUCCAUCAUCCCCUAAUCCAUCUACAGCCCAACCUACUUCACCUAAACCAACGACACCAGGUCCAUCAUCACCUAAUCCAUCUACAGCACAACCUACUUCACCCAAACCAACGACACCAGGUCCAUCAUCACCUAAUCCAUCUACAGCCCAACCUACUUCACCCAAACCAACGACACCAGGUCCAUCAUCACCUAAUCCAUCUACAGCCCAACCUACUUCACCCAAACCAACGACACCAGGUCCAUCAUCACCUAAUCCAUCUACAGCCCAACCUACUUCACCCAAACCAACGACACCAGGUCCAUCAUCCCCUAAUCCAUCUACAGCCCAACCUACUUCACCCAAACCAACGACACCAGGUCCAUCAUCCCCUAAUCCAUCUACAGCCCAGCCCACUUCACCCAAACCAACGACACCAGGUCCAUCAUCACCUAAUCCAUCUACACCACAACCUACUUCACCCAAACCAACGACACCAGGUCCAUCAUCACCUAAUCCAUCUACACCACAACCUACUUCACCCAAACCAACGACACCAGGUCCAUCUUCACCUAAUCCAUCUACACCACAACCUACUUCACCUAAACCAACGACACCAGGUCCAUCAUCACCUAAUCCAUCUACACCACAACCCACUACACCCAAACCAACGACACCAGGUCCAUCAUCCCCUAAUCCAUCUACACCACAACCUACUUCACCUAAACCAACAACACCAGGUCCAUCAUCACCUAAUCCAUCUACACCACAACCCACUACACCCAAACCAACAACACCAGGUCCAUCAACUCCUAAACCAACAACACCUAAGCCAACUACUCCAGGACCAACACCACCAGUGAACUGCCCUCCAGACUCUGAGUACAUUGAUUGCGGCCCAGCCUGUAUUCCUACCUGUGCAGAACCCUCUACUAACUGCUCUGGUUCUUGCAUCAGCGGCUGCUUCUGUAAACCAGGAUUUGUUUUCCGUGGCCGGCGCUGUGUCCCUAUUGAGCAGUGUGGAUGUCUGGAUGAAGAAAAUAAUUACUUUGAGCCUGGUGAGAUCAUAUUUGGAGAUGGUUGUUCCAAGUUGUGUCGCUGUGGUGGCAACUAUACCUUUGACUGUGUAGACAACACCUGUGACCCUGUGACAGAAGAAUGUCGGGAUGUUGGUGAAGUGCAUGGCUGCUACCCUAAAGGAACCUCCACCUGUAUUGCCUCUGGUGACCCCCAUUAUAACACCUUUGAUAACCGGCGCUAUGACUUCAUGGGAAACUGUUCUUACCUGAUGUCCGAACCUUGUAACAGCACAGAUGUGCCUUACUUCGCUGUGUACACAGACAAUGAGAAUCGUUACAACAAUCCUCAUAUCAGCUACGUAAAAGCAGUUCAUGUCCAUGCGCUGGGAGUCAUAGUGUCCAUUCUGAAAGGAGGAAUUGUUCAAGUCAAUGGAACUAAUGUGAACAUUCCUCUGAGUCCUGUCAGUGGUGUUGACAUUUUUAUGUCUGGCAAGCACUACACAGUGGCCUUGAAAUUUGGAGUAACUGUACGUUACGAUGGAAACCACUAUAUGGACAUUAAAGUUAUCAAGGACUAUGAGGACAAACUUUGUGGACUGUGUGGGGACUACAAUGGAGACCCUCAGGAUGACUUCCAGACGCCAACUAGUGAACUGGUCCAAAGCCCCAAUGACUUCGGCCACAGCUGGAACACAGACCCCGAUUGUAACAAGCCAGAGGUUGGCCCAUCCCCAGGGUGUACAGAUGCUGAGCAGGAGAUGUAUGAAGGGCCUGCUUACUGUGGUAUCAUAUUGGACAGCAAUGGCCCAUUUGCUGCUUGCCAUCCAAAAGUCAACCCAAAUGGUUUCUUCCGAGACUGUUUGUUUGAUGUGUGUGAGCUGGAUGGUGCUCAUUCUGCUUUGUGUGAAGCAAUAGAGUCAUACGUCAAUGAAUGUCAGGACCGUGGAGUCACAAUUGGACCCUGGAGAAACAGCACCUUCUGUCCUCUAAAAUGCCCACCCAACAGUCACUUUGAAUCAUGUGCACCAGUUUGCCAGCCUUCCUGCAGUCCAUUUCCACCAAGUCAAUGCAGUGGGCCUUGUUCUGAAGGAUGUGUUUGUGACCCUGGAUAUAUCCUCAGUGCUGGCCAGUGCGUGAAAGAAGAAACAUGUGGUUGUAGCUACAAUGGAAAUUAUUAUAAGCCAGGUGAUGAGUUCUACACUAAGGACUGUGAGCUACUGUGUAAGUGCGACCCCCCAUCUGUUUCCUGUAAAGCUGCCGACUGCCCACCAAUGGAACAAUGUGGAGUACAGGGUGGUGUUAUUGGGUGUUACCCACAAGAAUAUCAAGACUGUAUUAUCUCUGGUGAUCCUCAUUAUAACACUUUUGAUGGCAAAUACUACAGCUACAUGGGCACUUGCACCUACACUCUGGCCCGCACCUGCAAAAACAACACUGGCCCCUGGUUCUCUAUAGAGGGUAAGAAUGAAGAGAGAGGCAUUUCUGGCGUUUCUUACCUGAGGAAACUAUACGUGACUGUAGAUGGCAUUACUGUGACACUGAUGAAAAACAAGAGAACUCUGGUGAAUGGACUCAGGGUGUCUCUUCCUCACUCCCCCUCUCCACUCAUUUUGCUGUCUCUUGCUGGACAUUAUGUGAUCCUCACAACUCCGUUUGGCCUGGAGGUGCAGUGGGACGGCAACCAUUACGCCAAGAUCUCUGUUCCCAGUUCCUACUAUGACCAGAUGUGUGGUCUGUGCGGGGAUUAUGAUGGAAACCCCAAUAAUGAUUUCACUAAGCCGGAUGGCUCCCAGACGGACAGCUCCAAUCAGUUUGGUGACAGCUGGCAAACUGAUGAGGAUGAGGAUGCAACGUGCAAGCCAGACCCCGGGCCUCAACCACCCUGCGAUCCUGUGCUGGAGGGUGUCGUGUCAAACCCAGAGAACUGUGGGAGAAUAACUGACACAAAUGGAGCAUUUAGGGACUGCAUAAAGGUGGUGGACCCCUUGCCUUUCUUCCAGAGCUGUGUGUUUGAUAUGUGCCGUUAUCAAGGACUGCAGCAGGUCCUUUGUGACCAGCUUCAGGCUUACACUGAUGUUUGCCUGAGUGCAGGUGCUCCUGUCCAUCAGUGGAGGGAGCCAGACUUCUGCCCUCUGGAAUGCCCUCCAAACAGCCAUUACUCCAUAUGUGUGAGCUCCUGUCCGGAGACAUGUCUGGGUAUCAAUGGACCACCGGGCUGCAGUGAGAAGUGUGUUGAAGGCUGUGAGUGUGACCCCGGCUUUAUCCUCAGUGACAACAAAUGUGUCCCUUUAAAAGACUGCGGCUGUGUGGACUCCUCAGGCUCCUACCAUCCAGUAAAUGAGAGCUGGUAUCUGGAGGGCUGUACACAGAAGUGUGCAUGUGCGGGUGGAGGAAAUAUUCACUGUUACAACACCAGCUGUCUUCCUACUGAGAGCUGCCAACUUCAAGAUGGAGACUAUGUCUGCAAACCACUUGGUACAGGCAUUUGCUCAGUUUCUGGUGACCCUCAUUAUAACACCUUUGAUGAUAAAGUACAUCACUUCAUGGGUGCCUGUUCCUACACUCUCACUAAGCCCUGUAAUGAGACCUCAGGCUUGCCAUACUUUUCUGUGGAGACACAGAACGAGCACAGAGACAAUAAUAAGAAAGUGUCUUAUGUAAGAUCUGUCAUCAUCAAUGUGCAUGGCACAACCAUCAUUUUGGGCAAGGGGCGCAAAGUUCAGGUGAAUGGAGUUCAGGUCAUUGUGCCUGUCACACUGUCAAAUGGUGUUAAGAUCUUCCUAAGUGGCAAAUUUGUUGUGCUUGAGACAGACUUCGGAUUGCGUGUCCGUUUUGAUGGAAACCAUCAUGCAGAUGUCACCUUGCCUUCCUCCUACAGCGGACUGUUAUGUGGACUCUGUGGAAAUUAUAAUGGUAAUCCUAAUGAUGACAACAUCAAGUCAGAUGGAACGCCAACAGGCAGCACCAAUGAGCUUGGAGAAAGCUGGCAGGUUCCUGAUGACAGACCAGAUUGUACUCAUGGUGGAGGAGACAUUGAAUGUGAUGACAAGAUCGAGAGUGAAGCACAGAAACCUACUAGCUGUGGCAUGAUCACCGACCCCAAUGGAAUCUUCAAGCCAUGUCAUGCAGUGGUGCCUCCCGAUCCUUACUUUGAGAACUGUGUGUUUGAUCAGUGUGGCACUGGUGGCGCCACAGUGGCACUGUGCCAAGCUAUUCAAAGCUAUGCUGACCUGUGUGCUCAAGCUGGGGUGCCAAUUAACUGGAGGAAUAACACCUUCUGUCCUAUUAAAUGUCCAGUUGGUAGUCACUAUGAGCCGUGUGGUUCAGCCUGUCCAGCCAGUUGUCAGGACCCUGGAUCUGAAGGCAACUGCUCUGAGCCCUGUGUUGAGGGAUGUGUGUGUGACACUGGUUUUGCCCUCAGUGGGGACAAGUGUGUGCCCUUCAGCGAGUGUGGAUGCACUGACAAAGACAACAACUAUAGGCCUGUUGGAGACAGCUGGUUCACAAAAGAUGAUUGCACAGAGCGCUGUGUUUGUUCACCUUUCAAUACAGUGACAUGCGAGGCAUGGCAAUGUGGUCCCGCUCAGGAAUGUAAGGUCAAUGAUGGUGAACUAGGCUGUGUGAACACAGGAGUGGGCAUUUGUCACAUUGCUGGUGAUCCUCACUACUACACUUUUGAUGGCAUCAUGCACACCUACAUGGGUACCUGCACUUACACGCUGGUGGCGAUAUGCAACACCUCUAUGGUGACACCCUUCACCAUUGUGGCCAAAAACGAAGAGCGCGGCCAACCAGAAGCUUCGUAUGUUCGCUCUGUGACCGUCUACCUGCCCACUGCCAACAUCACCAUCAGCAAGAGUGGAAGAGUACUGGUGAAUGAACGCAGGAUAAAGACCCCCUAUGACAUCAGUUCAGCCAAGGCGCGGGUGUUCAGCAGUGGAGUAAACACCGUACUGGACACUGACUUCGGCCUGAUUGUGAAGUUUGAUGGAGUGCACCAUAUUGAAAUCACAGUGCCUGGAGACUAUUUCAGCAAGGUAUGUGGAAUGUGUGGUAACUACAAUGGAGAUUCCUCUGAUGACAACUUGAUGCCUGAUGGCAAACCAGCCAACAAUGUCACUGAACUUGGUAACAGCUGGAAGGCAGAGGGAGACAGUGAUCCUGGGUGCAAACCUGAUGAACGGCCUGAUGACAAACCCAACUGUGACAAGAAUGAAGAAGAAAUCUACAAGUCACAGUGUGCGGCAUCUAUCCUAUCUGAUCUCUUCAAGCCCUGUCACUCUCUCAUUCCUCCAGAAUCUUUCCUGGGGAACUGCAUCUAUGACAUGUGCGAGUAUGAUGGCAUGCAGUCGACUCUGUGCGAUAACAUUGAAGCUUACGCCCAGGCCUGUCAUAGCGCUGGAGUCAUGAUCAGCUGGAGAAACAGCACCUUCUGUCCUCUCCCGUGCCCAUCAAACAGUCACUAUUCUGAGUGCACAGCACCAUGUCCUCCUACUUGUGCCGAUCUCUUCCCCGUAUACUGCCCAUUACCACCUAAUAGUUGUGUUGAAGGCUGCCAGUGCAAUGGAGGUUUUGUGCUAAGUGAUGGCAAGUGUGUUCCGCUCUCAAGCUGUGGAUGUGUUGACAGCAAUGGAAAGUAUCAUGAUGUGGGAGAUUCGUGGAUAACUGACCACUGCGAACAGAGGUGCAGCUGCAGCCUUGGAGGAGUGCUGUCCUGCACGUCCUUUGAAUGCAAUGACAACUCGAUCUGUGAUCUUGACAGCAAUGGAGACCGUUACUGCAAACCUGAGAAAUUCGAUGACUGCAGUAUUGCUGGGGACCCUCACUAUCGUACCUUUGACAGAUACAAUCACCACUACCAGGGAGCGUAUACCUAUGUAUUAACUCAGACCAACAAUCUGCCCAGCUCCCUCACCCCUUUCAUAGUCCGCAGCAAAAACCAGCGGCAGGGAGGCAUCAGCCGAGUGUCACUCCUGCGCGAGGUCUAUGUGGACGUAUAUGGCAUUACUGUUCGCAUGCAGCAGAAGAAGAAAGUGCUGGUUAAUGGAGAGAAAGUUGGUCUACCGUUCAGUCCUGUACGUGGAGUUAACAUAAAAACAAAGUCUCGCUAUGUGAUGCUCACAACUGACUUUGGCCUUUCUGUGCGCUUUGAUGGCAAUGCUCAAGCAGUGGUGACUCUACCAAGUGUAUACAGAUCUCGUGUGCUCGGUCUGUGCGGUAAUUAUGAUGGAAACAACCGUAACGAGUACACAAAACCAGACAGCACAGUUACCCGCAACCUCAAUGAGUUUGGAGACAGCUGGAGAGUGACUGACAGACAGGCGGGUCUUCGUACCACAUCUCUACCAAAGAUGGUGCACCUACACAAGCGUGAAGUGGAAGCUGAUCCAGAUUCAGGGUUUGAUACGACAGGCUGCACAAAUGCUCUGCUGGAGGAGCUGAACGGGAAUAAAAUGUGUGGGGCUCUCAGUGACCCUGCUGGUCCUUUCACUGCCUGUCAUGCUGUGUUAGCUCCGGAUGUCUUCCAGGAGGAUUGUGUGUUUGACCUAUGUGCUGAGCAGGGCAGUGAAGAGCUUCGCUGUGAAAAUUACGCCGUCUAUGCUCGGGCUUGCCAAGAUCUGGGUGUCACACUAGGGCCGUGGAGACAAGAACUGAAUUGCGGUCUGCAGUGUGGGCCCAACAGCACUUACUCCUCCUGUAUGACUCCAUGCCCGGCGUCCUGCGCAGACCUGGCGGCUCCCUCUGAGUGUGAGCAAACACAGUGUGUGGAGGGAUGUCAGUGCGCCUCUGGCUUUGUUCUGAGCGACCAAGACUGUGUGCCUUACAGCAAGUGUGGAUGCACUUACCUCGAUCGCUACUAUCAGCUGAAGGAGACAUUUGUGACAGAGGAUUGUUCACAGAGUUGUGAAUGUACUACCACUGGUGCUGUGUGUCAAACAAAGGGCUGUGGAGACAAAGAGACCUGCACUGUGUACGACACCAAACGUGACUGUUAUAAAUCGAGUCCAUGUUUGAGCUCGCCCUGUCAGAAUGAUGGUACCUGUGUGGAUAAACCAGAUGGUUCUGGUUAUACCUGCACAUGCACUGAAGGUUUUGAGGGCACAAACUGUGAGCUCUUUAAAAUCCCCUCCGAGGGAGGCCUGGAUCAAACAGCUUUUAUCUUGAUCGGAGUUCUUGUGCCACUUGGCGUCAUCCUCAUACUCACAGCAACUGUGUGCAUUUACAAGAAUUGCAGCCGCAAAAAGAUGAGUUAUGAUUCAAGUAAAUUUGAGCUGAACAAAAAGACAGAUCAUCCUUAUAAAACUCUAGAUGAGUGUAAGAAGCAGAGAAAAGACAACAGUGUGCUGAAGACAACUACAUUCUGAGGCAAAAUUAGUAUUUUGACAAUGAUUUGCUGAUGAAAUUGUUUAUAUUUAUUCAUUUUAAACGCCUUUGUGGAAUAUGUGAACCAACUGGCAAAACCUGUUAAUAUUUUAAAUUUUUCAACUUUUCAGUAACUUAUUUGUAAACUUCAUUGUAAGUUUUGGUGUAAGCUGUGUUUUGAGUUGGGGAAUGAGUGCAAUUAUCAAAUGUCUAUGAACAUCUGAUGCAAAAAAAAUUAUAUUUUCUUCUAAAAAAAAUA